Molecule: messenger RNA, 4156 nt
Organism: Cebus imitator (Panamanian white-faced capuchin)
Lineage: Eukaryota; Metazoa; Chordata; Mammalia; Primates; Cebidae
Gene: GTPBP2
Product: GTP binding protein 2
Exons: 12
Coding region: 102-1910 (602 amino acids)
Biological process (GO): translational elongation
Molecular function (GO): translation elongation factor activity; GTP binding; GTPase activity
Source: RefSeq, a predicted model, not a curated record
UAAGGCCGGCCGGACAAGGCAGUGGCAGUAAGGGCGGCGGCGGCGGCGGCGGCGGCGGCGGCCGGGGGAGGGGUUGGGCGGGGGGCUGGCGGCGGCGGCGGAUGGACUCGCGGGUAUCGGAGCUGUUCGGCGGCUGCUGCCGGCCCGGAGGGGGCCCGACCGUGGGCGGAACCCUCAAGGCUCGGGGGGCCGGCAGCAGCAGCGGCUGCGGGGGCCCGAAGGGGAAGAAGAAGAACGGAAGGAACAGAGGGGGCAAAGCCAAUAACCCUCCGUACCUGCCCCCCGAGGCUGAAGAUGGAAACAUUGAAUACAAAUUGAAGCUGGUGAAUCCAUCCCAGUACCGCUUUGAGCACCUGGUGACACAAAUGAAGUGGCGGCUCCAGGAGGGACGUGGUGAGGCCGUCUACCAGAUUGGGGUAGAGGACAAUGGGCUGCUGGUGGGGCUUGCUGAGGAGGAGAUGCGAGCUUCCCUCAAGACCCUGCACCGGAUGGCAGAGAAGGUUGGGGCAGACAUCACCGUUCUCCGAGAGCGAGAAGUGGAUUAUGAUAGCGACACGCCCCGGAAGAUCACUGAGGUGCUGGUACGAAAGGUCCCUGACAAUCAACAGUUCCUAGACCUUCGUGUGGCCGUCCUGGGGAAUGUGGACUCAGGGAAGUCGACUCUGCUUGGAGUCCUGACCCAGGGAGAGCUGGACAAUGGGCGGGGCCGGGCUCGGCUCAACCUUUUCCGCCACCUGCAUGAGAUUCAAUCUGGCCGAACCUCCAGCAUCAGCUUCGAGAUCCUGGGCUUUAACAGCAAGGGAGAGGUGGUGAAUUACAGCGACUCACGGACGGCAGAAGAGAUCUGUGAGAGCAGCUCCAAGAUGAUCACCUUCAUCGACCUGGCAGGCCACCAUAAGUACCUACACACCACCAUCUUUGGCCUCACAUCAUACUGCCCUGACUGCGCCCUGCUCCUCGUCAGUGCCAACACUGGGAUUGCUGGCACCACAAGGGAACAUCUGGGGCUGGCCCUGGCCCUGAAAGUGCCCUUCUUCAUCGUGGUCAGCAAGAUCGACCUGUGUGCCAAGACCACAGUGGAGAGGACAGUACGCCAGCUGGAGCGGGUCCUCAAGCAGCCUGGCUGCCACAAGGUCCCCAUGCUGGUCACCUCUGAGGAUGAUGCCGUCACUGCUGCCCAGCAGUUUGCCCAGUCACCCAAUGUCACCCCCAUCUUCACAUUGUCCAGUGUGUCUGGAGAGAGUCUGGACCUCCUCAAAGUCUUUCUGAAUAUUCUGCCGCCACUCACCAACAGCAAAGAGCAGGAGGAACUCAUGCAGCAGCUGACAGAGUUUCAGGUAGAUGAAAUCUACACAGUACCAGAGGUGGGGACUGUUGUUGGAGGGACACUUUCCAGUGGGAUUUGCCGUGAGGGGGACCAGCUGGUGGUGGGCCCCACGGAUGAUGGCUGCUUCCUGGAGCUGAGAGUAUGCAGCAUCCAGCGCAACCGCUCUGCCUGUCGUGUGCUGCGAGCUGGUCAGGCUGCUACACUGGCGCUUGGGGACUUUGACCGUGCACUGCUUCGCAAGGGCAUGGUGAUGGUGAGCCCAGAGAUGAAUCCUACCAUCUGCUCAGUGUUCGAGGCAGAGAUAGUCCUACUGUUCCAUGCCACCACCUUCCGACGAGGAUUCCAGGUGACAGUACAUGUGGGCAACGUACGUCAGACGGCAGUGGUGGAAAAGAUCCAUGCCAAGGACAAACUGCGGACAGGGGAGAAGGCAGUGGUACGAUUCCGCUUCCUGAAACACCCAGAGUACCUGAAGGUGGGCGCCAAACUGCUGUUCCGGGAGGGUGUCACCAAGGGCAUCGGCCAUGUCACUGAUGUACAAGCCAUUGCAGCAGGAGAAGCCCAGGCCAACAUGGGCUUCUGAAUCCUCCAGGCAAGGACAGUUCUAUUGCUGUCCCUACAAUAUAUAAGGUGACAUCCGGCCAUGCUGCCCCACCAUUGGUGGCUCUGUGUGUUAAUAGGCUAGGGAGAGAGGAGUGCUGUCUGCCACUUGCUGCCUGCCAGCUUUCUGGAGAGGUGCCAAACUUGGUGUGGCCAGGGAAGGGCAGUCCUGAGGGAAAAGACAGGAUUCAGGGCGGUGCUCAGAAGCUGUGUGCUCAUCUGGUUGGCUCAUCAACCCUGGCAACCCUGUGGCCUGUCUGCUGGAGCUGACUUCAUCUACUCAUCAGUUCCUCUGCCCCACUACUAGGACUGGGCGUUUUGCUGGUGCGGUCUCUGCAUCACACAAGGGGUGGACCUCAAAAGCACUCCUUUUUCUGUACCUCUUUUCAAGGCCAUGUAAGUUGCCCAUCUCUACCUGACUGUGGACAGAGGUAUCUGCUUUUGGCCAUCUGGUGGUGGUGGCCCAGAAUCUGAAUGGCACAGGGACAGUGAAUGGUAGUGCUCCUACCCUGUGCUGAGGCCUGAGGCCUCUUCCUCAGCUUUAUCUCCCUAUCCUUCAUUCAAGGGCCACUUCCCCAGUCCCCGUCUCCCCCACCCCCUCCCAGCUCAUAGGCCCCACAGGUGCUAUUUGUUGUGCUGGCCCAGGUGUGGGGCUACCAAGCAAAGACUUGGCAUAUACCAAAGGCCAGCUGCAUGCCCAUCAGUCUGGUCCUUUUCCUCUGCAGUCAUGUUGGCUUUCAUGCUGGAUCAAAUGUUUUACAUCCCCAGACUGGUGGCAUCUGAGUUCCCUAUCCUGCCACUCCCACUCCUUUUUCCUGCCCCACCUAAACCCUCUUGUUUUAGUAAUUUGUUGUGACUGUUCCCUUCCCUCUGUUGCAGGGAACCAGGAGGAAAGGGAAAGAUGUUGCCAUAUUUCCUACUCUUUAGGCAUAGACUCUCCCUCUCCCUUUGUUAGUGUCCUGGGUUCCCAUGGACUCAGGGAUUUGUUGGCUGAGGUUUCUCUGUGCAUAUAUAUAUAUAUAUAUAUAUGUAUAUAUAUAUUUAAAUACACAUAUAUAUUGUACAGAAUAAAAAAUGUUUUAUUGAAUACACUGUGCUUAUGCUUAAGCUACAGGCUCAGCUUCCUUCCAGGGCUAGAUACCGCUUCAGGUUUAGAGACAAGGGAAACCCCAGCAUUGCUGAGCCCUGAAUGUGUCAAGAACCCAGCUGGUAUCUCAUUCACCAUUCUUUUUCUCUCCUUCACAUAGGAUCAGCGUUUCAGUACUGUAACCAAGCAUAGUGGCCUGUUUUGCAUAGUUCAAGUGAGCAGAGUACUGAGACCUUUCACCUGAAAUAGGUAGCUACCCUGUAUCUAAAGAGUUGGCCACUUGCUAGUGGUCAGAAUAGUAAGGAGCCCACUUCUACGACCUGUCAAAGACACGGUGCCAGCUGCUUAAAGAAGAGUAGAAUUUAGAGACAAAAGGUAAUCUGAUCCUACACUUUUCAAGUCUAUAUAGCUUAAAUUACUCUUGGAACAAUGAGGGGCACGUGACCAAACCUUAGUCACUGCUCCUAUGUUCAGACUACUUGAUUUUGACAUUUAUGAGUAGAUAAAUAGGGCCCAAAGUCAACUGUAAAUAGAGACUGCAUUUUGAGCAGACUCUGGUAAAAUAAGUAUGUGACUCAGAGUCCUAUGUGGCAUUCCGCCUCUAGAGUAUUAAAGUGAUAGCUUCCCUACCACUCAGGCUGUUUUAUAAAAUAUAAUUGGUUUAACUUGCUACUAAGAAGCCUGUAGUUAAACAAUUUCCUCCUGUAUUAGGGUCUAAGCUGUUUACUUCCUCUAUAGAGCUGCUGACAAACAGCUGAGGAAGGAAAAGCUAUAUUCAGCAAAAAGGUACUGUAGUUUUCACCUGGUACUGACUUCUGCAUGCCUGCCUGCUAUCCCCUCCAUAGACCCAUUGCCAGUGUGCCAGGGCAUGGCUGGCAUUCCCAAGAAAAUAAGGUAUGCUGCUGGUACUGUCUUUAUUGGUCAGCUACUAGCCACUUCCCCCCACACCCCUGCGAUUCUACCAGUUUGGGCCUCUGAAAAUACAGUGAAACCUAAGUCUGCAGCAUUGUUUUUAUGUCUCCAUGCCAGUUAACCCAACUGUUAAUUUAUUCAACUUGAUCUGUACAUCGCCAAGAGAUGAAAGCUUUGUUCAUAGUUUACUUAUCUUUUGCCUGUAUUAAAAAGGAAAUUUUGGAAAAUCA